AUAACAAAUGUUUCACUGAUAUAGGCAGAUUUUGAGCAGAAGGGGAUUGAAUACUUCAGCUGCGUUCACACGAUCAUCUUGAAUUUGAAUCAAGGGGACUACAGGCCUGUUUGAAUUGAUCAUGGACAGUGAAGAAAUCCCAACUUUUUCAAGUCCAAAGGAGGAAACUGCUUACUGGAAAGAGCUUUCCUUUAAGUACAAACAAAGUUUCCAGGAGGCACGGGAAGAGCUGGCUGAAUUCCAGGAGGGAAGCAGAGAAUUGGAAGCAGAAUUGGAGGCCCAGCUAGUGCAGGCUGAACAGAGGAAUAGAGACUUGCAGGCAGAUAACCAAAGACUGAAAUACGAAGUAGAAACAUUAAAGGAGAAACUUGAACACCAAUAUGCACAAAGUUACAAGCAAGUGUCAUUAUUGGAAGAUGACCUGAGUCAAACACGAGCCAUUAAAGACCAACUGCACAAAUACGUAAGGGAACUGGAACAGGCCAAUGAUGACCUAGAGCGUGCAAAGAGGGCAACAAUAGUUUCACUGGAAGACUUUGAACAAAGACUGAACCAGGCUAUUGAAAGAAAUGCGUUUUUAGAAAGUGAGCUGGAUGACAAGGAAUCAUUGCUAGUUUCUGUACAGAGGUUAAAGGACGAAGCAAGAGACUUACGACAAGAGUUAGCAGUACGGGAAAGGCAGCAGGAAGUUACUAGGAAGUCUGCUCCUAGUUCUCCAACUCUAGACUGUGAAAAGAUGGAUUCAGCUGUCCAGGCAUCUCUGUCUCUGCCAGCCACGCCUGUUGGAAAAGGAUCAGAAAAUAGCUUUCCUUCCCCAAAAGCUAUACCGAAUGGGUUUGGUACCAGUCCCCUAACUCCUUCUGCUAGAAUAUCUGCACUCAACAUUGUUGGGGAUUUGCUGCGGAAAGUCGGGGCUUUAGAAUCCAAAUUGGCUGCUUGUAGAAAUUUUGCAAAGGACCAGGCAUCACGGAAAUCAUACAUUUCGGGGAAUGUUAAUAACAGCAUGGUGAGCAGCAACAGCACAAAAUACUCUCACCCAGGGCAUACGUCUUUUUUUGACAAAGGGGCAGUAAAUGGUUUUGACCAAGGCCCGCCGCCAGGCAUCGGAUCCUCCAGACCAUCUUCAGCUCCAGGAAUGCUCCCUCUGAGUGUAUGAACAGCCAGGAGGUUGGGUUUGGACUUUGAAUCAUUUUCUCAGACAAACAAGAACUGCUUCUAAUUCCUUCCUGUUACUGCCCCUUGCCGUGCAGAAUGGCCCUGCUGCCUGCCUGCUGCCCAGAGGAGACCCCAGCACACACAGCCCUUCACUCAACUGUAAAAGAGUUUAUUUUCUCCUCUUCCCGUAGUGAACAUUCUCUAACAUGGUCACAUCUAUUCUGUCUCACAUAAGCUGAUAAGUGUAUUAUUCUGUUUCACUGGUCACAGGAGUCUCACUGCUUAGAACUUGACAAGUCAGUCCUAAACCCUUGGUAACUUUUCUAUCUUAGGUUUAAUAGAGCACACACUCUGACUGACUCUACUUACAAAUCCUGCCCCCACCAGCAACCUGGCUUUUAAGACGCACGCAGACAGGGUGCUAUCAGGAAUUAUUUUAAAGGGAUGUUUGGUAAGGAUUAGACAUUAAUCCUAUUGGACAGUUGCAUCUUGGAUUAAUACUCCUUGCCUCAAAUAAGUUUAAUCUUCCUUGUUAAUGAAACUUUUAUGCAUCAAAGGAGUCUUGAUUUGAGACCUAAACAAGUCACCAAUUUGAUUGGUAUAGCCCCUCAAAAGCAUUCAAACUGUUCAAGUCUGUGUAAUAUAUAAAGACUAGAUUUUAUAGUGUCACCUAUGGGCUUUUGUGACAGUUUUGGACCAUUAUGUACCUUGUGGGUCUUUAAAGCAAUGUAUUUGUGCAAUUUCUCUGUCUUUAUAUGUGCCUCAAAGUCGGUGGAUUUUAAAAUGAACAAGGAAGCCCGACAGUGGUUUGGUCUGUGAGUUUAAAAAUAUUCCUGUCCAAUCUAUUCCAUCACAUCCAUUUAGCUUUGCAGAUUCAAUUUCUAGGAGCUCUGUGGCUCAUUUACGAAUGCUGACUAAGAAAGACUCUUGCCCACGAGGAAGAGAGGGCAGUGCGGAUUCACCACGUCCCAUCAGGGUUUUGUACAUCCCUUUUUCCUGUGCAUCCUUUGCUGCAUUUGACUGUUUACAUUUGUUUUAUUGUAUAUAGGUUUGUAAACAUAAUAUCUUUGCCUAAGAUAUUUGUAUAUAACUUGGGCUUUGUAGCUUUAUUUAUUCAGAAUCUCUAUGGCAUGUUUAAAUAAGAUGGCAUACCAUUAAUACAGCGGCACCAAGAUCAUGUGGUCUAAAAAGAGAGAGAGAAAUCUUUCAAAAAUAAAGUUCUUUUAAUGUGGAACCAGUGGCUUUUUCAGAAAAGUAAGUUGAGAUCAUGUUCCAUGUUUUUACCUCUGAUGGAUCCUUUCCUGAAAAGCAGCCAGUUUGCUGAGCUGGUCUCGGAGACAACAAACAAUUUCAGGCUUCAUGUGAGAUUGAAGCAGAUUCACUCACUUUCAUGGGGGUGUUCAUAACUACAGAGGCCCUUGGAAGAGUCUGCAGCCUACAGCAGCAGCUGGGGUAAAAUACAGAGUAACCUUUUCCCUGGUCUGCCAAAUGCCGUUAUGUUUUCUGUCUUCCCUUGCCAUUAGAGAACUUUACCUCACCUUUCCAUCUCCAGAAUAGGACAAGGUGGGUUUAUAUUGUCAGAUGUGGUCCCAGAAUAAAGAAAGUGUGCGCGCCUAUCUUUUCAAGAGAAUCACUUUAUUGGAAAAGCUAAACAAAAAUUUAACAAGCAUUUGGAUCAGGCAGGGGUGGGGGCUCAUACCUGGGAGGAGAGAGAGAGGCUAGACCCCCCCCUUUGAGCUCUUGCUGGAUUCUUCAGAUCCUGAAUGCCUCAACCUCCUGUUGGAUAUAAUCAUUGAUGAUGACAUGCAUCUGCCUGCACUUUGAUUUGGUAUAUGUUAAUGAAGGGGCUGGCCAUAAAGACCUCCACAACUAAACGCAGAGGUCUGUGAUAAGGAAUUUCAACUGUAUCGCUUCUGGGCAUCUGCAUAUCAGGUCUUGUUUCUCCAUUCACUGUUUGACAUUGUUUAACCGUGAUAGUUUUCAGGUUUUCACUCAGGUUUCAACUCAAACCAUUGCCGUAACAUACCAACCGCUGAAACUUCCUUAGCCUGACGAAGGGUUUUUGAACCCAAAAGCUUGCUUAAUAACUAUUCUCCAGCUAUUUGGGUUGGUCUAAUAAAAGAUUCACCCAAGGAACCUUGUCUGCCUAUGCCCUAAGGAAUAGCACUUAGUGUUAAGUCAGCAGUGCUCAACAUUUUGGCCUUGCAGGCUGGAUGAGUGACAUGGAGCUUGGACAUACCACAUGGGGUCAGUGUGGGUAUAGUCUGUAGGUUCAUGUGCUGGAUCCAGCUAAAGAGACACUGCAGGCUGGCACAGUCUGGCACAUGGGGCUGGAAACAGUAGCUGCAUUAAUAACUGGCUUUAGCAGCCAAGACAAAGUUGCUACCACACUUCUGGACCUGUAGGGAGUCCCACGUGCUUGCUAACAUGGCCCUGGAGGCUGGAUUCAGCCAGAGGUUGAGCAUUACUAGUUUAAAUUAUUUCAUGUGUUGCAUAGUCUCUUAGUUGUUGCAGAGCAGCUCCUGGAUGCAGUGCCAUUUACCUGCCCACAUAUGAAUUUCAAUUGAAUUUCAAAUGAUGAAGAGAGUAUCUACUAAAACUGCAAUAUGUAAUCAUGGGUUAACCAUGUUAAAGCCCCAAGAGGUUUAGGACAGACCCUUUAUGUACAGAGGUCAACAUAAAAUCAAACCAGUAAGGAGGGAAUAGGCGGCUUCCAGUCAUAUUCUUGUUUAUUAAAUUUUAUGUCAGCAUCAAGAGAUAGGUUUUCCUGUAAGUAAACAGAGCAGGCAUCCAGAUCUAUAAUGAAUAAAUUUAUUGUCUUACAAAAAUCAUUGUCUAGAAAUAUGGGUAUACAAGAAAACAGGAUAUUUGCAGUCAGAUGCUUGGUGGUCAACAGCCAGUUUGAUUAAAAAUAUCCAAACACGCACAACAAAACCUUUGUAACAGAUGUUAAAGCUUUUAACCAAAAAGAAAUUAUUAUUUUGAGCAUGUGGCAGAGGAACGAAAUUUCAUAGUUAACACUGAUUCAUUGUCACCAAAUAUCAAUAAUACCACUUUGACUAGAGGUACAUGAUAUGAAGCACAGUCAAAAAUUAAUACAUUAAGUCAUUGUUAUAUAGGCAAAUUAUAUAUGUAACAUUGUCUUAGUACUGUAGUGUCUAAGGCACUUUAAUGACAAUUUUGCAGCUAUUUAAACAAAAAAAAAAAAGAAAAA
Messenger RNA from Alligator sinensis (Chinese alligator), 4369 nucleotides. It is a transcript of the gene NDEL1, whose product is annotated as nudE neurodevelopment protein 1 like 1. The transcript has 9 exons. Gene Ontology annotation, molecular function: microtubule binding. Gene Ontology annotation, cellular component: kinesin complex; centrosome; kinetochore. Gene Ontology annotation, biological process: regulation of neuron projection development; vesicle transport along microtubule; centrosome localization. Lineage: Eukaryota; Metazoa; Chordata; Crocodylia; Alligatoridae. The record is from RefSeq and is a predicted model, not a curated record. The coding region runs from base 122 to 1156 and encodes 344 amino acids.